Penicillium malachiteum is the source of this 348-nucleotide messenger RNA. RefSeq lists its product as uncharacterized. Bases 1 to 348 code for a protein of 115 amino acids. Lineage: Eukaryota; Fungi; Ascomycota; Eurotiomycetes; Eurotiales; Aspergillaceae. The record is from RefSeq and is a predicted model, not a curated record. The transcript is spliced from 2 exons.
AUGUCUACCUUCUUGCGCAGGACCUCCGAUUUCUUCAAGCAUCACACUGGCAAUCAAAGGCAUGGGUCAGUUGACUCAACCAAGUCUACCACUUCGGACCCCAACGCCCCUUGUUCAGAAGCUCCAGGAGUCGAAGCACCCAUUGAGGCACCAUCAGCAAACGAUCACCAAACUAAGCAGCCACGCUGGAGCCUCGGUCGCCGAGAGGACGAGGAAACACGGGAGAAAAGCCGAGCAAAGCAAUUGGAGAAGGAUCGAGCUGAGUUUGCUGCUACUAGAAAAUACUCGCAAUCGCGGCAAAAGAGCAGUGGCGCUGGCAUGGGAUUUGAGGGAGGGUGGCAAGGUUAA